AGUGGUGGGAGAUGGUACUUGCUAAGUUUAUGUCGUGGCAGAAGAAGGGAGAACGGGGUGUAGUGUGGGCAAGAGUGAUCGUCCAACUGAUAAUGUUGUUGAUUCUCGUAGUGGAGAAGACAGCAACCACUACUACCCUCUCCUCCCGGCUGGUAGUCGGGCCCAAGUCCCCGUACUGUCACAGCCAAAAGAGUGACCUCGUCUGUAACUUCACCGGUACACAGGAGCCUGUGUACGUGGAGGAGUCCUUGUUUCUAGAAGACAAAGUGAAGGCGUCACAAACAGUGAAGAUCAUUGACCCAUCAGUCCUUCAUCUUUCACACGUCAUGAGUCUGAAAAAUAUGAUCAUCUAUGAAGCAGGCAAGGUACUGGUAUCGACGGUCAGCAAGUCUACACAUACAGAUAACUGCACCCUACGCAAUCUCCAAAUCUUUAAAAGUACCGUCACAAACAUCCCCUCCAAUGUGAUGCACCUCACAGUUAUCAGCUCCAAGGUGACCUACAUGGAACUCCAGCCGUGUAUACAACACGUCUCUCUUGUUAAUUCGCACAUAAAGUUUUUCAGGACCAUCGCACCUUUACACGACUCUGCGAUACUGAAAGUGGCAUCAUCCACUAUAGACCACAUAGAGGAGGUAUGGACAAGUGCCAAUGCCAAUUUACAUUUCUUGACUUCCACGAUUAUUUGCAUACGUAUGGAAAAAGUUAGACUUGGGCAGAAUACAUCGGUGUUCAUCAGAGAGACCAUGAUCACUCCGAUGAACAGCACUGACCUGAGGAUUUCUCCGGGCACAAAGGUCACCCUGCAGAAGGUGAACGGCACUCUAACGAUGGCUGCGGCGACCGAGGAGGAGUUUAGUGGAUCCUCCACCUGUCAGCAACCCACGGCACCUACGCCACCUUCUCUACCUCCUGAGACGACAACAAUCAUCUAUUGGAACCAGUUUAUGACUUAUUUAAUCUUAACGUUCACCCUGUCCAUCAUCGUGAUAUUAAUACUACUCCUUGGCAGAUCUGUCAGUUAUAACAUUCAGCCAUCAUCAAGGGAAGCCCUCAGAGACAUGGAAGAUAAUGAUUCCCUGAGAGAGCCCAUACUUCCUGGUGGGGGAGGAGCUGACAGGCAGGAAGGCACCUACCAGGACAGGGCCAGGCACUGCCACUUAUCUGAUGACAACCUUCUAUCAAGUGCAGCCACACACCUGGACACGGAGACCGCCACACACCUGGAUACGGAGGCCGCCACACACCUGGACACGGAGGCCGCCACACCCACAACACAACUGUACACGGAGAUCGCUACAAACCUGGACACGGAGGCCGCCACACCCACCACACACCUGGACACGGAGGCCACCACACACCUGGACACUGAAGCUGCCACACACCUGGAAAAGGAGGCCGCCACACCCACCAAACACCUGGACAAGGAGGCCACCACACCCACCACACACCUGGUCAUGGAGGCCGCCACACACCUGGACACGGAGGCCGCCACACACCUGGACACGGAGGCCGCCACACCCACCAAACACCUGGACAAGGAGGUCACCACACUCACCACACACCUGGUCACGGAGGCCGCCACACACCUGGACACGGAGGCCGGCACACACACCACACACCUGGACACGGAGGCCGCCACACACCUGGAUACGGAGGCCGCCACACUGACACGGACACACCUGGACACGGAGGCCGCCACACACCUGGACACGGAGGCCGCCUCACACCUGGACACGGAGCUCCCCCCAUAG
Homarus americanus (American lobster) is the source of this 1754-nucleotide messenger RNA. RefSeq lists its product as uncharacterized. The record is from RefSeq and is a predicted model, not a curated record. NCBI's taxonomy places the organism in Eukaryota, Metazoa, Arthropoda, Malacostraca, Decapoda, Nephropidae. The transcript has 4 exons. Bases 12 to 1754 code for a protein of 580 amino acids.